Molecule: messenger RNA, 4041 nt
Organism: Linum trigynum
Lineage: Eukaryota; Viridiplantae; Streptophyta; Magnoliopsida; Malpighiales; Linaceae
Source: the annotation of a GenBank genome assembly
GCCGAGUUGUUUUGUUUAGAUGACUUUUUAAGUGGUACUAGAGCUAGCUUUGAUAUAUAGUUGAAUUUGUGUAUGUUCUGAAUCACGUUAAACCCAAACAUUCAAUGUUGAUAUGAGCACAUGCACGGUGCACAUCUACGCACGCUACCUUCAGGUCCAUUAGUUAACUUUUGUUUGAUGGAACGCCUAUGUAUAAGAAAAUAAUAUAAGAUUCGUGCUUAAAAGUUAAACCAUUGCUCCUAAUAAUUCUCGACUCGACUUGAAGUGGGAACAAACUCAUUCUUAAAACAACUUGCAUCAAACUAUAUAUCCAGAAAACACUAUGUUGAGACCCGUCAGUUUUCAUUAGUAGGGUUGUUGCUGGAUUUGCGCAAAACCUGCAUGGAUUUGCUUUGAGACACCUUCCCGUAAAGCUAAGGUCCCGUACUAAGAAAACUAGGUAAACACAAGGUCCCGUACUAAGAAAACUAGGUAAACACGUACAUACAAGGCACAAGGGUCAUUUUCCUUUUAUUCUCGAUGUGAUAUUUAGAUAAUACCUAACACACUCAUAUUACUCAUCUUCAAGCCUAUGGAUCGACAUUGUUUGUAAAAUUGGAGACUAGGGUUACUUGAAGACUAGACUUCCCAUCAUGUGAACUCUCAUCGCAUGCCCUACAGAUUACAAGUAAACUUUCAAGUCCCUUUUCCCUCUACACAAAGAAAUGAUACAUAAAUUUUGGCAACAAAGCAAACGAAACCAUACCCAACCCACUAGCUAGGCAAGAACACCACCACAAGUCCACAACGACUAUAUAUAGAUGGAUCGAAGCUCUAUUCUCUUUUACAUCGUUCAGCUUUUCUGGUACACUUUUUUACUGGCUGCAUAUCACUGUAUAUCAGCACUUUUUUCUCCCAGUCCUCAGUAAUUAUUGAUGGUUGACGUAAAAACAAGGGCAUGCAAAAGCUAGGAGGGAAAAGGGCAUGCUCUUCGACUCGAAAUCCUGGUUCAUUGCCUUUCCAAUCUCCUCGUUUGCUGUUUCAGUUUUGUCCCCUUUCUCUUGUUAUUUACUAGCCUAGAUUCCGAUUCUGGGUUGCUUUCUCCACGCCAUCUUCAUAUACGUACUUGCAAUCUUGUACACUCACGGGUGGAAAUGGUUAAUCUUGUAGCUAUGAAUGAUGCAAUGUAAAUGUGGUUUGUUUAUGCCUGGUGAUGCAUAUGAAUUAUUGAUUAAUUAUGUUAGUCAUAUACAGGCUGUAGCUAAGCUAGAUAGGUUGUGGUAAGCAUAUUGUAAAGUUUAUACAUACAAACCGUACUGACGGUCCAAGCGGGAACCUCCUAUCACAUUAUAAACCGAUAGACGAUUUUUAGUGGUGUGAACUUGUUGAACUAUGAUAUUGUUAACUUUUUCGUUAUAAUCUCUCUUAUGGGGUUCCAAUACUUGGAACAUGCAUGUGAACGUUAAUCAUGAUCAUAGCCUCGUGGGGUUGAUUAGUUGCCCCACGGUGAGCUAUAACUUGGAUCUGAUUAAACCUAUUCAUGUCUUUGUUUAGCAAUAAUUCACUAUUCUAAUUCCCUUUCACCCAUUAACCACUACCCGUGAAUUGGGUUCUAGCUUAUCUAUCCUCUAGCCUUGUUGCGUGCAUGUAUGGCUAAUUGGAUAAUCUACACAACGGCUACAUAUAAUUGAGUAAGAAAAUAAAUUAGUUAGUGGGAAUGAACUCUCAAUUUUGGGUGGAUCUAUAUAUGUUAGUAUAAAACUAGACUUUGAUGAUCAUCUAGGUAGAUGUGUUUCCUUUCUAUCCAAAUCACAAAUAGUUUAAAAAAAAAGAGAGUAAGCGACUGCCCAUACCUAAUUGGUUACUUCCAAUUACGUAAAUCAAUAGUUCAAACCGCACUCAAAGGUAGGGCAUUUCCCAUUUUUAUAGGAACUUCUGUACAAGAAAUAAUGAUAUCUCCAAUUGUAGCCCCUCUGGGAUGUAAAAUAUAUCUCUUCUCACCAUCCCCAUAGUGUACGAGACAAAUGUAUGCAUUUCGAUUAGGGUCGUAUUCUAUGGUUACAAUUCUACCAUAUACUUUGAUGAUCAUCUAGGUAGAUGUGAGCUCGAAGCAACAAAAUUAUGUUAGUAUGUGGUAUAAGAGUUAUUAUUAACCUCUACUAACAACUCGAGUUACCAGCUUGUUCUUGGUAUAGUGACAAAAUCUUCAGUGAAUGGGAGGUCUUUGUUCAAAUUCCGAUAAUUCUCAUUGAUAAGGAUGUGGUGUUGAUAUUUGUGCAAACUUGAAGCUCAUAUGAGUAGCUCUCAUUUGAGGGGUACAUGUUAGUAUGUGGGUUAAGUUUGGAUUGCAACUUGCUCAUCAAAUCCAACUUAUGCACCCAAUCCUAGUGAUGGAUUUCCUCACUAGAACGAGAGAUGCAGAUGAUAUCCCACUGAAAUAGGCAUUCUAUGUCGGAGUAUCCAACGAUACUUGUCGGAAAUGGGUAUGGGGACAGGGAUAGCACUCAUCGUGAAGCAAACGUCGUGGCACACCUCAUGGCCCACAUGUAAUUUUGAUGGAGUCGUCGCAUAAUCUGGACAUGUAGAUCCUCUGUGUUUUUUUUAUCGAUAAGAAGUUGAAUGAUGUAGCACCUAUUUCUUAUUAGUAAAAGGUGACAAUUUAACGAUGAGAAACAAUACUCUAUUCAUCAAAUUUUACAUUUUAAUAACCGAUGUAUUUAUUUGGUAUAGCCUAACAACUAGAAUUAAUCCAUGCGUUAAAUUAUCCAUGAGAAAUUGCAAUUUAUCAUUAAGUUUUUUUUGGUACAUAGGGCCAAAAGCCCAAAACAAAGAGGAUUCGGACUAGGAGAAAAGUAAAGGCCGAACCCAUGAUUCAAAAAAGCACAUGAUAUCUAAUGGACCAAAGCCCAGUAGCCUAGUCCACAUGGCAAUCCGUGUCGCUCAUAUAGGAACUAAUCUCAACCGCUCAUAAUCCAAGCAACCGACGGUAGAGAUAGAGUUAUAAAACUACUGGACCGAGAGAAAGGAAAAACUCCCAUUGGUUGAAACAUGAAACUGGAACACAUCACGCGGAUCGCCAUCUCGGGCCGUUCAAUCAUCUCCCCAAUCAACGGCAUAGAUUUAAUCUAACACUUCUGGCGGAACCCACGAAAUUUUUCAAAAUUUCCCUCCUCCGUCUCCCCUGAAAACCUUCUCCCUAUAUAUAGCCCAAAUCCGCCAUUUCCAAAAACCUCCAUCUCAAACCAAUUCACUUUCAUCAAUCCUCUCUCGCAAAACACAGAUCUAACUUCUCUUUUCCCUAAAAAAAAUGGCCCGCACCAAACAGACGGCGAGGAAGUCCACCGGCGGCAAGGCCCCGAGGAAGCAGCUGGCGACCAAGGCGGCACGCAAGUCUGCCCCGGCGACCGGAGGAGUGAAGAAGCCUCACCGAUUCAGGCCCGGAACCGUGGCCCUGAGGGAGAUCCGCAAGUAUCAGAAGAGCACCGAGCUUCUGAUCCGGAAGCUUCCGUUCCAGAGGCUUGUGAGGGAAAUCGCUCAGGAUUUCAAGACGGAUCUGAGGUUCCAGAGCAGCGCCGUGUCGGCUCUCCAGGAGGCCGCUGAGGCGUACUUGGUCGGACUGUUCGAGGACACCAACCUCUGCGCGAUCCACGCCAAGAGGGUUACCAUCAUGCCUAAGGAUAUCCAGCUUGCCAGGAGGAUUCGGGGCGAGAGGGCUUAAACAGAGGGUAGUUUGUUCGAAUGGGUUUUUCUAUGUCUGGUUGUUUAAGGGUUGUUGCCUAAUGCAAUUCUGAUUGUGAUUUUGGUUAUGUAUUUGCUGGGAUUCAGAAUUCCAGUGUUUAGAUUUAGGGUUUUCUGAAGGGUUGUAAAUCUAUUAUGUUAUGAUUAAUCCGAGAUGGCUACUCAUAUCUUGCCUAGUCCACAUAGUGAAAGUGAUUCUUUCUCUAGUUCGCCCUUAAUUAGCCGUCGAAUUUGAGGUAAAGGCAGAAACUUUUUCACAAGUUCUCAGUAGUCAGUACGCAGACAAGAAGACAAGUGUAUGGAGAAUGAAUACUUGUUUAAGGA